GAAAAACAACAAAGACUGUAGAGGUAGCAGAAGCCUGGUCGAUUAGUGAAACUAUGUCGAUUGUUGUGGAUGUCAAUAGAUUCAAAAAUGUUACAUCUCAAGGUCCAAAUAUGAAUGGAAUUUCGAGUACGAGCACACACGGUGAAAACAAUAUUGAGAAGUUGAAGAAGGCCGCUCAAGAUGGGGAUGUAGAAAGACUCUACGAGUUGAUAGCAGAAGAUCCAAACAUUCUAGGCCACUUUGAUAAAGUGCCUUUUUGCGAGACGCCACUACACAUUGCAGCUGAAAAAGGCCAAACUCAUUUUGCAAUGGAACUAAUGACCCUGAAGCCUUCGCUUGCAUCAAAGCUAAACGUGGCAGGUUACAGCCCGAUGCAUUUAGCUCUGCAAAACAACCAUAGACGAAUGGUGAGAGGGUUUGUAGCAAUCCACAGCAGCUUAGUCAGCGUUAAGGGAAGAGGAAGGGUUACUCCUCUGCAUCACGUGGCUCAAAUAGGUGAUGCAGAGUUGUUGAGUGAGUUCUUAUUUGCUUGUCCUUCUUCCAUAGAAGAUUUAACGAUUAAGUGUGAGACAGCUGUGCACGUUGCCGUGAAGCAUGGGAAGUUCAUGGCAUUUAAUGUUCUAUUGGGAUGGCUCAAGAGAGUAAAAAAGGAGGAAAUCUUGGACUGGAAAAAUGAAGAUGGUAACACAGUCUUCCAUAUUGCUGCAAUGAUAAAUCAUACUGAGGUGAUGAAGCUGCUGCGUAAAACCGUUAAAGUAGAAGCCAAGAACUUGGAUGGCAAAACUGCGAUGGAUAUACUACAACCUGAUCAAUCUCGUUUGCCAAUAACAAGAAGAAUUAUCAACUGGGUUAAAGACAGAACUGGUUAUGGUUCGACAACGACUCUUGCAGUAUACUUAAGCAGCAAGCUAUCGAUUAUGGAGAGACGUAACAAUCUCUUGGGGCUGAGUAAUCUCAACUUGACAAGAAAGACGUCUCCAAACACUAGCGAGCGCCGGGAUGCAUUACUUGUAGUGGCUAUACUGAAAGCCACAGCUACAUACCAGGCCGGUCUCAGUCCUCCUGGCGGAUUUUGGCAGGAAAAUUCCUCAAAGCCUAGCGAUGGAAAUGGUCACAGGGCUGGGCAGAUGACUAUGGAAUUCAAGAAUGCCUUUGUGUUUAUUGUCCUUAACGGGCUUGCCUUCUUAUCAUCUCUAUUUGUGAUCAUUAUGCCAGUUGUUUUUGAAUUUGGGCGUUUGGAAUACCAAAAUGGAAAAAAUAAUCUAUCCGUUGCUCAGUUUGCUCUUUAUCAAAAAGCUCUCUCUUUCUUGUUUGCGUUAUUUGUAAUUUCUCUGUUACCCAAAGGGAUAAGAAAUUUAUAUAUUCGAACGAUGGAUGUACUUUUCUAGUAUUCUUUAUCAUUUUC
Messenger RNA from Eruca vesicaria subsp. sativa (arugula), 1405 nucleotides. NCBI's taxonomy places the organism in Eukaryota, Viridiplantae, Streptophyta, Magnoliopsida, Brassicales, Brassicaceae. The record is from the annotation of a GenBank genome assembly.